AUGGCGGCGGGCACGGAGAACACACACCAAGCCCGUAGCGGCCGAAUUCAGGCUCCUGUUCGCCUGCGUCUUGCAGACAAACUACUCUGGCUCAGUGCUAAAAGAACCCGCGGAAACUGCUUGUCGGCCCCAGUCCCGCCGAAUCCUGUAGAGGUAAAUGCCAACCGAGCCUUCAUAGGCAGUGGCAACAGGAUUGAGACCGGGCUCGGGAGGGCCGAUCUCUCCCUUCGUCCCCGAAGAAUUCACCAGGAAUCUGCAGAAAAGGCUGUAUUGGAACAAUUGGGAUUUCCUUUAACUGGAACAGAGACUAGGUGUUAUACUAAUCAUGCCUUGUCUUAUGAUCAGACAAAGCGGGUGCCUAGAUGGGUUCUCGAACAUAUAUCCAGAAGUAAGAUCAUGGGUGAUGCCGACAGAAAACAUUGUAAAUUCAAGCCUGAUCCCAACAUCCCUCCAGCCUUCAGUGCCUUCAAUGAAGACUAUGUUGGAAGUGGCUGGUCACGAGGACACAUGGCUCCAGCAGGAAAUAACAAAUUUUCUAGUAAAGCCAUGGCUGAAACCUUUUACCUUUCUAAUAUUGUGCCUCAGAAUUUUGAUAAUAAUUCUGGAUAUUGGAACAGAAUAGAAAUGUACUGUCGUGAACUGACAGAGAGGUUUGAAGAUGUUUGGGUAGUGUCUGGACCUUUAACCUUACCUCAGACUAGAAGUGAUGGGAAAAAAACAGUUAGUUACCAGGUGAUUGGUGAGGACAAUGUGGCAGUUCCUUCACACCUUUGUAAGGUGAUACUGGCUCACAGAAGCCCAGAGUCUACUGAACCGCUGGCACUGGGGGCCUUUGUGGUGCCCAAUGAAGCCAUUGGUUUCCAACCACAGUUAACUGAAUUCCAAGUGAGCCUCCAGGACCUAGAGAAGUUGUCGGGACUGGUGUUUUUCCCUCGUUUGGAUAGAAGCAGUGAUAUCAGAAAUAUCUGUUCUGUGGACACCUGUAAGCUUCUGGAUUUCCAAGAGUUCACUCUGUACCUGAGCACAAGAAAGAUUGAGGGAGCCCGUUCAGUGCUCAGACUGGAAAAGGUCAUGGAAAACUUGAAGAAUGCAGGAAUUGAACCAGAUGAUUACUUCAUGAGUCGCUCUGAGAAGAAGCUAAAAGAACUCAAAGCGAAGGAGCAGUCAGGAACCCAGACGGGAAAGCCAUCCUAGUUUUUAAUCUCAGAAGACGUGCUAAUCAGCUGAAAUGAGGCAGGCAUGCAUUCUUCAGGCUGAUGUAUUUCGUGGCUUUCCUUUAAAGAAAUGAUGGAAUCCUAAAUU
Marmota flaviventris (yellow-bellied marmot) is the source of this 1302-nucleotide messenger RNA. NCBI's taxonomy places the organism in Eukaryota, Metazoa, Chordata, Mammalia, Rodentia, Sciuridae. The record is from RefSeq and is a predicted model, not a curated record.